AUGGCCGACUCAGAACCUCAAACCCCAGCAGACUCUGGGGGACAAGAGCUCUCCGAAAAGGCCGAAGAUCUCUGGCAUAGUCUCGUCUAUUGGAACGAACUUCCACACUGGCUCCAGGACAACCACUACAUUCACUCCAGCUAUCGCCGAGCGUCAUACAGUUACUCCAAGUCCAUGCAAAGUGUUUUACACUGGCACAAUGAGAGUGUCAACAUCUGGAGCCAUUUGAUCCCUGCCACCUUGAGUCUGCCUUGCGCGGUUGUCCUCUACAACGUUCUGAAGCCGCGGUACGACCACGCCUCCGUAGCCGACGUCAUAGCCAUGGGUUGCUUCUUCGGCGGUGCAGCUGUUUGCUUGGGGAUGAGUGCCUCCUACCACACUUUGUCAAACCACUCCCCGUCUGUUGCUCGGUUCUGGAACCAACUCGACUAUGCAGGCAUCUCUUUGCUGAUCACGGGGUCUUUUAUUCCGAGUGUAUACUAUGGCUUCUGGUGUCACCCAGUCAAACAGUGGACAUACUGGAUUAUGAUAUGCUCUUUGGGUGUUGCUUGCACCACGAUGUCGGUCCUGCCACGCUUCAGAACUCCGGCCUGGAGACCAUAUAGAGCGCUGAUGUUCGUGGGCAUGGGCAUCUCAGCGGUCUUCCCGGUCUUCGAUGGGUGGAGCACUUUCGGCUUCGAAGAUAUGGAAAAGCAAAUGGGUUUGCGGUGGCUGAUCUUGCAAGGGGCGCUGUAUAUCCUUGGAGCUGGUCUCUAUGCCGCCAGAGUCCCAGAAGCAUGGCAACCCGGCAAGUUUGAUACGCUGGGAAGCUCGCACCAAAUUUUCCACAUACUGAUUGUCCUCGCCGCAUUGUCACACCUGCAGGGGCUCCUCAAAGCCUUCGAUUACCGUCACGGUAUUAUGGGAUCCAUGUGUGUAUGA
This is a messenger RNA of Cladophialophora yegresii CBS 114405, 921 nucleotides long. RefSeq lists its product as uncharacterized. NCBI's taxonomy places the organism in Eukaryota, Fungi, Ascomycota, Eurotiomycetes, Chaetothyriales, Herpotrichiellaceae. The transcript has 3 exons. Gene Ontology annotation, molecular function: signaling receptor activity. The record is from RefSeq and is a predicted model, not a curated record. Bases 1 to 921 code for a protein of 306 amino acids. Gene Ontology annotation, cellular component: membrane.